Messenger RNA from Prorocentrum cordatum, 1891 nucleotides. NCBI's taxonomy places the organism in Eukaryota, Dinophyceae, Prorocentrales, Prorocentraceae. The record is from the annotation of a GenBank genome assembly.
AUGGGCGCCUACGGCGCGCUGCGCACGGCCGACGCGCUGCACCCGCUGGACGAGUUGCGGACGUGCAUCGGCCGAUACGAGGGCUGCGACCUGCGCAUGGAGGCCCGCGGCAUCUCCCGCUUCCACGCCGAGCUCGUCUUCACGGCCGGCGGCCGCGAGCCGACGCUGUGCGACCUGGGCUCCAGCAACGGCACCUUCGUCAACGGCGAGCGGCUCGCGGCGCGGGAGCCGCGUCGGCUGCUGCACGGGGACGUCCUACACUUCUCGGCCUUCGAGAGGGCCUCCUACCGCCUCGAGCUGAGCGGCGGCGUUCUCGUCGGCGCGGCCGGCUGCGGCGCGAAGAGCUCGCCGGGACGGGCUCCAGCAGGGGUCCAGGGCGUGCUGCAGUGCCUGCGCCAGCUCAGCCACGGGGCGGGCGCCGGCCGCCAGGCGGGCAAGUCCAUGGCCACCUCUGGUGCCUGGAACGCCCGCGAGGGAGGGGGCAGCGGCCGUCAGGGGCUGGACGGGCCGGCAGAGGCUCCGCAGCUCAGCUGCCAGGGGCUCCGCCCUCGCAGCCAGAACAGCGCGCGCGACGCGCCCUUUGCAGACAGGUGCAGCGCCAGGAUCUCGGGGCCUGUGGAGCCGCCGAAGUGCCGCAGCUGCCGCCCAGGGCUGCCGCCGCCCGAGCGGCCGGCCCUGGCCGCCACCCUCGCGGCCCUCGCAGCCGGCGAGGCAGCGCCCGCGGCCCCCGCCGCAGAGGCCGCCGCGGAGGCCGCCACGGAGGGCGCGGUGCAGCCGCGACCAGGCGUGGUGCAGCUGACGGCCGUCCCGCUGCUGCUCACGCUGCUGAAGGACCUCCGCGCCCAGGCGGAGGCGGGCCUGGCGAUUGACGGCUCGAUGACGAGGUGGUGCCAGGACGCCAGGGGCCAGACCGCCCGCCUGGAGCAGACCCUGCGGCGGCAGGCGAGCGAGGCUGGCAGCGCGGCCCGCCAGGUGGUGCUGGAGAGCAAGCGGUUGAUAAGCGAGGCAAGUUUGAUCAACGCCACCACCGACGAGAAGGAAGAGCAGCUGAAGGAUUCCACUGCAGCAGCCCAGGAUGCGUCGACGCAGCUCAUGACGGAGAGGCGGCAGUUGGAGACCAUGCUCGAGGCCGCGGGCCACGCCGUGGACUUCCUGGGCGCCGGGCCCGGGAGCGGCGACCAGCCGCCGGCCGCCGCGGACCACAGCCUCGACGCCGAGCUCGUCAGCAGCCUGGCCCAGCUGCAGCACGUGGCUGGCAUCGGAGGCCCCUCCCAGGAGGUGCUGUCCGGACAGGGUGGCCAGGGCCAGGGCGCCGGCGCGUGGCGGCUGAGGGAGACGCUGGUGCGCCUGCAGGGGGAGCUGCGGCGCGGCCUGGCCGCCGCCGCGAGCGAGGAGCAGGAUGUGAAGCAGAAGCACUGGAUAUUCGCCGACCACCUGAAUUCCUCGGUGAUGGAGAUCCAGUCGCAGAUCGCGGCGGUCAAGAUGCAGGCGGCGCAGCGCAAGCGCGAGCGCCUCCGGCUCGAGGCCCGCAUCGGCGAGCUCACGGCGCUGCUCGCGGCCGCGGCCGAGGGCAGCCGGGCGACGGACGCGGCCUGUGCCAACGACGACAAGCAGAGAAAGGAGAUCGCUGAACACAUCAAGGCGCAGUCCGCCACCAUCCGGUCCAUGCUGGAGCAGGCCCCCUCCGCGGGUGGCCUCGGCCAGCGUGCCGGCCCGCCGGGCGCGGCGUCGUUCCUGCAGGUGCGGGAGAAGUCGCCAGUUUCGACCAGCUUGCUGAAGCAUGCAGCGGAGGAUUUGGAAGCCUUGGCGAGGCGCUUCCCGCAGGACAUGGAAGCGUCAUGCGGAGUCAGGUUGCCACGGGUUGCCACGAAGUGCCCCAGUAGGAUUUGUA